AAAACAAAAAUAGAUACAUAGAAAUUAUAAUAUUAGUUUUUUCAGUGAGAGAAACAAGUUGUGAGAGAGUGGAGAGGAGAUUGGUGCUUAGGAGAAGGUUUGAUGCUUUCGGCUAAGCUUGCUGAAACUGGCCUCGUCUAUGCUGUAUUGGGCAGUUAAGGGAAUACAAAGAUCUUUGAACAUCUCCUACUUUAUUACCUUUUUGCAACACCUACCCUCUUUCUCUCUCACACUCGUCGUAGGUUUGAUUUUUCUUUCUUCUCUCAGUUUCACAAUACUCCACCUCCUUCCACCAUUAUUUUAUUAUUCUCAAACAAGAGAGAGAAGAGAGAAAGGCUAGCAGAACGGGGAACAAGACAGAGCCCAACACACACACUCUCAGUUAACAAUUUUUCAUUUUUCUUUUACACCAGAGUGGGAAUCACUGAAUCAGAAAUCUGGGUUGUAUACUUGCCUCUCUCUUUUUUGCUGGUUAAUGUGUGUGUACAAAGACCAACUAGCUCUGCAGCUAUCUGAGUGAGAAGGGAAGGGAAAAACAUCUGGGUCUUGUUAAGCAAAGGAAGUGAAGAAUGUGGGAUCUGAAUGACUCCCCCGAUCAGAGAAAGGACUACGAAUCAGAAGGGUGUUCUUCUCUAAAGGAAGGAGAUGAUGAUAAAGGCAAGAGGGUUGGAUCUGUUUCCAAUUCAAGCUCCUCUGCAGUGGUCAUCGAGGAUGGAUCGGAAGAAGAAGACGGUGACAGGGGUGGAAGCAGAACGUUCAAGAAAAAGAGUAGCAAGAUAUUCGGGUUCUCAGUGACCCAUCAUGACAGUGACCGCCCACCCGUGACCGUGACCCGCCAGUUUUUUCCGGUGGAAGAUUCCGAUGUGGCUCUCCCCUCCGGCGGCGGAGGAACCUCGAAUUCCUUCCCUCGCGCUCACUGGGUAGGCGUCAAAUUUUGUCAAUCAGAAACUCUCGGCGCCGGAAAAUCCGUGGAAGUGUCGCAGCCUAUGAAGAAGAGUCGGCGAGGACCAAGGUCACGGAGCUCACAGUAUAGGGGAGUUACCUUUUACAGAAGAACAGGUCGAUGGGAGUCUCAUAUAUGGGAUUGUGGAAAACAAGUGUAUCUGGGUGGAUUUGACACAGCACAUGCAGCUGCUCGUGCAUAUGAUAGAGCCGCAAUUAAGUUCCGAGGAGUGGAGGCAGACAUCAAUUUCAAUAUAGAAGACUAUGAAGAUGAUUUGAAGCAGAUGAGCAAUCUAACCAAGGAAGAGUUUGUGCACGUACUUCGCCGACAAAGCACUGGAUUUCCUAGGGGAAGCUCCAAAUAUAGAGGUGUAACUUUGCACAAGUGUGGAAGAUGGGAGGCUCGGAUGGGCCAAUUUUUAGGCAAAAAAUACGUUUAUCUGGGUCUGUUUGACACCGAGAUUGAAGCUGCCAGGGCAUAUGACAAAGCAGCAAUAAAAUGCAACGGCAAAGAGGCCGUCACCAAUUUUGAUCCCAGCAUAUACGACAAGGAGCUUAACUCGGAAUCCUCAGGUGUAGCUGCAGAUCACAAUCUGGAUUUGAGUUUGGGCAAUUCGAGCUCUAAGCAUAGCAGUAGUCAAGCAUUGGGAAAUCAACCCCCAAAUUCUUCAACCGAUCAGCAUAUGGCACUCGAAUCUAAUUGGCGGAAUGGGGGAAGCAAGCCUAAGCUGGUGAACAUACUACCGAAACCAUGUGGUAGAAGCAACAUGGAAGCAUAUGCAAGAGAUGGUCAGGGGGAAAGUGAAGCCUUGCGGUUGCUUAGCCAAACUCGCCUUCAUUCUCCACCCACUAAUGAAAUGCAUAGAUAUGGUCCGUAUAGGUCGCCAGCAGAGCCUCCUCAAAUGCCUCAGAAUUUUGUAAAUCUUCACCCACCAAAUUUUCAUGUUUCCAGCAGCAGCAACGGAGGCCGUAUUGGAAGUGAUCUUUCAUUGUCAAUGUCGGAGCAACAAUGGCAACCGGGGCCUCCACAUUUGUUAGCAACUGCUGCAGCAUCAUCAGGAUUCCCACCGCAGAUUAGACCCUCGCAAGGUUGGCUGCAGAAAAAUGGGUUCCACACUCUCAUGAGACCUUCGUGACCCUUGAGAAUAUAUUGUUACCAAUAAUUCUUCUUAUUAUCUUCUGUGAGCAUUUGCAAAUGGAUGCAGUUUAGAUUAUUGUUUUAUGUCCAACCUCCUCUCUUUUAGGAAAAGCCAUACAAAACCGUAACUUUACUAUUGAGGUGAAAGAGUGGAUAAAAGAAAAGAAAAGGGAAAGCCAAAUUGGGAACUCACUGGUCUUUGCUUGGUCUGGGUCAGUCAAACUAACAAACGGACGAAAUCUUUAACUAGAUACUAGAUAUUCUGGGCUCUGACUAAAAUUUCUGAUGUUAUAUAACUAUGAUUUACUGCAUUUCUGCACUAUUAUAUUUAUGACAGCACCUAUUCGUUUCUUAAUUUGGGAUGUAUUGCUAUCGCAUACACAUGGUUGUCAAUUUGUUCCUUAUUUCUGCUCGGAUCGGGAUUGGCCUUGAAAACUUUGCCAAGGAAAGAUGCUAGCUUUGGUUCCUUAAUAGGGUAAAUGCAGGAUUGCUUAGCUUGACAAAAAACAUUGGGGCAAAUAUUAAUAUGUACUAGUAGCUAGGCUUAAGCGAGGUGAGGAAAAAAGAAGGGGGGGGGGGGGGAAAUUACUCGAGAUAAGGGAGAGACAGAGAUGCAAAGUGGGUUAUUUUCUGGUGUCUCGGAAAUAUAACCGGAUGGCGAUGAAUAGUCUCUAUCAACGGUGUCCUUUGAAUCAGUUCUCUUGGCCAAAAGCAGUCAGACAAAGGCUAUAAUGACGAGAGGGACCUAUCAUUGGUCGUCUAAAGCUUCAAAAGGACACUGAUGCAUUGUGAGAGAGAGAAGGAAGCGACCAAAAGGGUAUAAAUGGUGAAGGGGCUGGCUUGCUUGGGGGUUUAAGGCCCUUGUCAGUUUUAACUUUUACGAGAAAGAAAAAUAAGUACGUGCUAUUAACUAUGUUAAUUAACAGGGGAAACAGGAGUUGGGUCAUUUAUUUAUGGGAUGUACCUUUAUGGGAGCAGAGUAGAGGAGAGUAGUAAUUGGUUAGAGGAUUGGUUGGGUUCAAUGAUUCCACACUUGUGAGUGUUGGAGGGAACAGCAUCUGAAUCGGUAAUGAACCAGCGACUCGGUAUUUUAUGCUAAAGCUUCGUUGUUUGGAUCUUACAUGAGUGCUGGUUAAAAAAUGUUCUUUCUUUAACGAGUGGAUGGGUUUUAUUUUAAAAGAUUAUGUAAUGUUUACUUGCGAUUUAAAUAGAAAUAUGCAGCGUAACACCUUUUAUUUG
Abrus precatorius (Indian licorice) is the source of this 3319-nucleotide messenger RNA. RefSeq names its product floral homeotic protein APETALA 2. The transcript has 10 exons. Gene Ontology annotation, molecular function: DNA binding; DNA-binding transcription factor activity. The record is from RefSeq and is a predicted model, not a curated record. The coding region runs from base 570 to 2078 and encodes 502 amino acids. NCBI's taxonomy places the organism in Eukaryota, Viridiplantae, Streptophyta, Magnoliopsida, Fabales, Fabaceae. Gene Ontology annotation, biological process: regulation of DNA-templated transcription.